This is a messenger RNA of Drosophila ficusphila, 791 nucleotides long. RefSeq lists its product as uncharacterized. The record is from RefSeq and is a predicted model, not a curated record. Lineage: Eukaryota; Metazoa; Arthropoda; Insecta; Diptera; Drosophilidae. The transcript has a single exon. The coding region runs from base 91 to 681 and encodes 196 amino acids.
UCUCCAGUGAUAAGUUGUCAAAAUUUUAUGUUUUAAAUUUGAUUGUUUGCCAUUGAUUGAUUUGGCGGAUUGAUUGCAGACCAAGCAUAAAUGUCCCUUAACUGGUAUUUAUUAAAAACGACCGGGUCGAUGACCAAAGCCAACACCUAUGUGCGAAAGUUCACGGAAGGAUCGGAGCGCAGCGGAGUGCUCAACAUGACAUCUUCAAUGCCGAGAAAUACAAAAAUUGCGAAAACCUCGGUCACGAUUCCGAUCCCGGAGCCGGAUAGGCCCUCAAUAGUCUCAACUUCUUCGCGGAGGAGCAAGAGGUGGAGCAACCGUUCCGUUCAGCUAAAAGAGCCCAAGAAUUCCCAAACGCUCGAGUCCUGUCCACUGCACUCCUGUCCGAUGCACCAAAAACCUCCAGUUGACUCUCCCCAAAUGCUAAAGUUUUUCAACGAGGUGCGGCAAAGGGAGCUUAGGGACUAUUACAUCCAGAUGAAGUCUGCUGAAAGGAGUCCCGAGGCAUCUCUCCUGUGUCCUUGUUGUGGUCUUCCCAAGCGUGAUAAGAGGGAUCUCACCCACAACAUCUACUGCACUGGAAACAAGAGCUUACGACGGGAUAUGAAUAUCAAUUCUGAUCGGUAUAGGGAUCUCAAUUGGUUGUGGAACUCCACCGUGGCAUGUCCUCAAUCAGCAUGAGUGGCGGAUGCCACGACGGUGGUUCCCACGAAUUGUGAUCUUUAUCCACAGUUCAUGGUAUCAAAUAUAAAUAAAUUCGGACAAUAAACAUAAACCAUAAGAAUAUUGUA